AUGCACUUCGCUCGCCAAAAAUUUGGCAUUUUGAAACCAACAUUAUUGGCUACACGAAAACGUCCGACAGCUUUGCUGACAACCUCAAGCGAUGUAAGCACCUUGGUAUCGUUUGGAGACCGUUUGAGCGACAUUUUUAACCGUGUUUGGCAAAAGGAACUGGCCCAUUUCCCAACCUCCAUAACGGAUUUCUGGGGCCGCGCUCUGUCCUACCAGCUUGUCGAUGCUCCUUCAGGUGACCCCGGAUUAACUUUUUCGUCCAUUGCCGAGGAUCGAGAAUACUCGUCAGCCAAGACUCCAUUGCCCCUUAUUAUCGCUGACGGCCGUUCCCCCGGCGAGAUUCUGAUACCAGCCAAUACUACCAUCUUCGAGUUCUCGCCCUGGGAGCUCGGUUCUUUUGGCCAGUCCGUCAAUGGCUUCGCUCCUCUCAUGUACAUCGGUUCUCGUUUUGACAAGGGAAAGCUACCAACGUGCGAAGAAUGCAUCAAUGGGUUUGACAACGUUGGCUUUGUGAUGGGCACUUCUAGUUCCCUGCUUAAUCAAAUUCUUGUCGAGCUCAAAAAAGUGACUCUACCGACGCUAGACUUCGUCGUUGAUUCUAUUCUGAAUCAGCUUUCUGCUCAAGCGAACUGGGAUAUUGCCAUCUGGGCUCCGAAUCCUUUCGAGGGUUAG
Messenger RNA from Hirsutella rhossiliensis, 672 nucleotides. Its product is annotated as lysophospholipase catalytic domain-containing protein. Gene Ontology annotation, molecular function: A2-type glycerophospholipase activity. The record is from RefSeq and is a predicted model, not a curated record. The transcript is spliced from 3 exons. The coding region runs from base 1 to 672 and encodes 223 amino acids. Gene Ontology annotation, biological process: glycerophospholipid catabolic process. Gene Ontology annotation, cellular component: cytosol; intracellular membrane-bounded organelle. NCBI's taxonomy places the organism in Eukaryota, Fungi, Ascomycota, Sordariomycetes, Hypocreales, Ophiocordycipitaceae.